UUGCAAAAGCCAGAGGUGCAAGAAGCAGCGACUGCAGCAGCAGCAGCGGCAGCAGCAGCAGCAGCGGCAGCAGCAGCAGCGGAGGCACUGGCGGCAGCAGCAGCAGGAGCAGCAGCAGCAGCAACAACAACAAAAAAAAUUCCUCAUCAAAUCCUCACCUAAGCUUUCAGUGUAUCCAGAUCCACAUCUUCACUCAAGCCGGGAGAGGGAAAGAGGAAAGGGGGGCAGGAAAAAAAAAAAAAAAAAAACCCAACAACUUAGCGGAAACUUCUCAGAGAAUGCUCCAAAACUCAGCAGUGCUUCUGGUGCUGGUGAUCAGUGCUUCUGCAACCCAUGAGGCAGAGCAGAAUGACUCUGUGAGCCCCAGGAAAUCCCGAGUGGCGGCUCAAAACUCAGCUGAAGUGGUUCGCUGCCUCAACAGUGCUCUACAGGUCGGCUGCGGGGCUUUUGCAUGCCUGGAAAACUCCACCUGUGACACAGAUGGGAUGUAUGACAUCUGCAAAUCCUUCUUGUACAGCGCUGCUAAAUUUGACACUCAGGGAAAAGCAUUCGUCAAAGAGAGCUUAAAGUGCAUCGCCAACGGGGUCACCUCCAAGGUCUUCCUCGCCAUUCGGAGGUGCUCCACUUUCCAAAGGAUGAUUGCUGAGGUGCAGGAAGAGUGCUACAGCAAGCUGAACGUGUGCAGCAUUGCCAAGCGGAACCCCGAAGCCAUCACUGAGGUCGUCCAGCUGCCCAAUCACUUCUCCAACAGGAAAAGUCUUUUCAUGCAGCUCAUAGAAAGCCAGCCUCAUCUGCAGCAUCCCUGGGUGCUUUCAUUGACCAUUUUUUGCUAUAAGCCUGAAGGGAAUGGUGAAGUUUCUGGAAACAAGCUUUUAAGACAUCAGAUUUGGCUGAAACCAUGACCAUGCAACAACACAAUUGGCCACGAUUAAAAAAAAAAAAAAAAAAAAAAAAGCCCUCUGGUUAAAUGUCAUAAUGCAGAUUUUAAGUCUCCAUCUAUUUCAAAUCAGUCCCAAACACAAUCAGAGAUUUCACUGGAUAGCCCAGAGCAAGCCAUCUCACUUCCCUGGGGCUCAGAUUUCCUUUGUAAAAAGCAAAAUGGCUGGACUGGACCAUUUUCAGGUUUCCUUCCAGGCCUUAUGUUAUCCCAUUCCUCUAGCCCAAGAUCUCAUAGAAUGAGUGUAUUCUAUGGCUGUCCAGAUCCCAUUCUCAUCUUAGUAUUCAAACACCACCCAAGGCAGGCCACUGAGCUAGUACAGUAACAUCUGGGCAUUGUACUUUUCAGUGUUUUUACCAGCCAGGAGUGAAUUCCUGUUACAUGAGACAGCUGGCAUCCUCAGUUCAUGUGUGUGGCCUGGAAAGGUUCCCAGCAAGAACUGAGAGAUGCCAAUGGGGUUGGCGUGGAGGUCUGGCAGGGGCAGUGCAGGCCGGUCAAGUUUAGCCCCCUGUGAUAUCCCUCAGCCUAAAAACUUGACUCCCAGCCUUGAAUUUCUAUGAUUCUUUGACUCUCCACUCAAAUCUGCACAUAUCCACAAUGAUCAGUCCUUUGCAUGUUACUCUGACCACCUGAGAGUUAUCACAGGCUUAUCUGAUUAAUUUCCUAGCCAGGUGCCACCACCCUUCUUAAGAUAGUGGCAACAGCCAAGUCCCUCUGGGGCUUACGAGUGAUUUAGUCAUGUACAUACAUGCAACAAAAAAGUAGUUCCUCCUUAGGGAAAGGCUAAGGUGCCUAACACAAACGUUUUGUAAAAUUUCUUUUUCACCCUUAACUACAGGUGACUGCCCUUCAGAACCACAAGUCAAUUUGUAAAAAUCACUUCUCUAGUCCUUGGAAGUGACUUUAUCAUGGGGUUCUAAAUGGUUUCCUCAGAACAGAAAAAUCCGACCAUUUCUCUCAAGUGGGCUGUCUCUGUAUAACUCUUGGUUUUAAAUUUCCCCUAGGAAGAUUCUUAUUGCACAGAGGAAACAGGGGCAGGGGGUGGGGAGGGGAGAUCUGAUUAAUUAUUGGAGACUUCCUUCACCGUUAGGAAAAGAAAUGAAGAAUUCUUAGCCAGACAGGGGCUAAGGACAAAGUAUGUGUUUGUGUGGUAGUUAGGGGUUGGGGGAGAGGUACAUUAGUAAAGCCACUAUUACAAUUUAGAUCCUUAAGGAUUCUGUGACAAAUCAUGAUCUAUAAUAUGGCAUAUUUCCAAUUUUGAGGCGAUACUAAUCUCCCUAUUUCAUCUGAAGUAGCGUCUUCCAUUAGAAAGGCAGAGAGGUCUUUAGGCAGAACUAUAUAGCUACUCGACUAGAGGUCCCAACUUAUCUAAGAAGAGACUAGUAAAUUUUUAACCAGGCCAUUAUUUCUUCUAAUCAGUGCCUUAUUUUCAACACCUUUAGAAAAUGGUCACAAAGAAAGUUUUCUUAUCUCCCUCUUUCAUCUUAGGGACUCAUUAGGAAAGGUCAAUUGGAGAAAAAAAAAUGUGGCCAGCCCUUGAAAACCAGAAUCUUCCAUGCAACCUUUCUCCAAAAAUUUCACUUUAACAGGCUACAUGAUUCCUGCUCAGGAUUGUAGAAAUGUCCGGUUCCAUGCUGGGCUUGCUUUGCUCCAUUGAAGCUGCUCACCUUCCUGAGACAUCCUGCUUUCCCAGCCUCUAUCCCACCAUAGACACAUGCUAAGUCAGUGCCAAUUGGCACAGAAUUGCAAGAGGAAGUAGUUACAGGUUCAUUCCACCUUCCUGUGACUUAUCUAGCAUGAGAUUUGGGGCUGGGAGAAUCCAAAAGCCUGUGACUGGACCAGGAGCCAGAACAAGGGGAUUUUCCAUGACAGAAAUGCACCUAAAGGGUAAAGAGGUAGCUGGAGUUUCCACCUGCCUGAAUUUGCAGACUAUGCUUUCAACCCUGUGGGAAGCAGGUAAAAUUGAUCAGGCCAGCAGGGUGGUGUGAGGCUUGGGAACCACUUAGACCAACCCAGAUCCAGAGUGGGAAAACUGACAAAGCUUCCAACUCUCUAGGGCAUGGAUAGGGAACAGGAAACAGAAGAAUAAUAUUGAUCAAGGGAAACAAAGGACUAUUUAUAAACCCUCACACAGAACGUUCCUAGGCAGUAUGUGUGUAUUUGGGUAAGCAUGGCUGAAACAGUAGCUAUGGAGAAUAUCUGAUCUUAUUCUUUAUCAAAAAAAAAAGGUCAGGGAUGGAAUUUUCAAAGUGAGAAAAAAGAAACAUAAUUAAAAAGGUCCUUUCGGGCUGGGUGAUCAGAACACUUAGUCCACCAAGUCUUUCCAACACAUCUCCUCCAUCCUCCAUAAAGAUAAAGAAAGGAAACUUCUUCUUCUUCUUCUUCUUUUUUUUUUUUUUUUUUUUGAGACAGAGUCUCACUCUGUUGCCCAGGCUGGAGUACAGUGAUGAGAUCUCAGUUCACUGCAACCUCCAUCUCCUGGGUUCAAGCAAUUCUCCCGCCUCAGCCUCCUGAGUAGCUGGGAUUACAAGCACUCACCACCAUGCCCAGCUAAUUUUUGUACUUUUAGUAGAGACAGGGUUUCAUCAUGUUGGCCGGGCUGGUCUUGAACUCCUGACCUCAGGUGAUCCACCCACCUUGGCCUCCCAAAGUGCUGGGACUACAGGCAUAAGCCACCAUGCCCAGCCAAGAAAGGAAUCUUCUUAAGCAGUCCUAACUACCACUGCAAAGGAGGGGAUAUAAGCAGAGCUGCUCUAUUUUUUGUAAAAUUGAGAAGAAAAAUGUGUAUUGAAUCCCUAGAAACAUAGAAUGUCAUAGUUGGAGAUGACUGCUGAGGUUAACUAGACUAACUGCCUCAUUUUACUGAUUAAAGAAGAAAGGCUCAGAGAGUGGAGUGACCUGCUGAAGGUCACACAGCUUGUGAAUAACCAAGUUGGGCUUAGAACUCAUGUGGCCUUGAGCCAAGCUAUUUGAUUUCUACUUCAAAAAUGGCAGCCAGCAAAAUCUGCAGGAAAUAGCCACAACCCAAAAA
Pongo pygmaeus (Bornean orangutan) is the source of this 3968-nucleotide messenger RNA. It is a transcript of the gene STC1, whose product is annotated as stanniocalcin 1. Lineage: Eukaryota; Metazoa; Chordata; Mammalia; Primates; Hominidae. The record is from RefSeq and is a predicted model, not a curated record. Gene Ontology annotation, biological process: intracellular calcium ion homeostasis. The transcript has 4 exons. Gene Ontology annotation, cellular component: extracellular region. The coding region runs from base 279 to 902 and encodes 207 amino acids. Gene Ontology annotation, molecular function: hormone activity.